UACGACAUCUCACACGUAAGAUGCAAGAUGUCAACAUCAAACUUGAACUCAAGAAGUAAACGUCACAGAUGAAACGUUUUAGCCUGACUUUGGUGGAAUUAACUAAGAUAACAGGAACACGGAGCCGUAAUCAAAUUAUAUGAUGAACUUUGAUUAUGUUUCAUGCCUCUUGAUUCUAACAUGUGUGAAGAUUCACGUGUUAACUGCCAAAACUGUCAACGGAGUUUUCAGCACCCUCGUAGCCAAAUCAGAAAUUGGACAAUACAUUACGACAUUCUGUUUCCAUGGGAAUGCGCUGGUCACAUUCCAGACGAACACAACCGGCAAUGCACCUCCCACACUGUACAUGUACAUCAGCGAUGACUGGUACGAUGCUGUGGAAGAUCUUGACUGUGAACGGAGACUCGGCAAAGCUAGGAUCUGGCAUGAGUUGAAUACAACAUCAGGCAACUUCACCGUCGCCCACUCCAUCCGUCCACGCAUCUGGCACAUCAUCUACGCCGACAGCUACACGUGCCACCCCGGGCGCCCAACCCCACUUGUGGAACAGCCCAACUUCAUACAGUUUGAGAUUCAGCUACUGAAUCCGGACUCCCUCGGCAACCCCACAGAACACUUUGGUGAUGAGGAGACGGGUUUGCUGCGGUUUUACCAGCUAUUGACCCUAGCAUACUUUGUGCUGGCCUGUAUUUUUGCACCCCGGCUGUGGUCCACGUUGAGUAAAGGUGGGCCGAUGCAGCUAGUCAUACAACUACUCACAGUGUCUAUAUGUCUUCAGACGGUCGGGUCAUUUCUCAUGACUCUGCAUCUCUCCAAGUAUCACCAUGAUGGGACUGGCUCGCCAUUCAAGGAGCUUCUGUCUGAAUUUUUCGAUGUGCUGUCUCAAUUCGCCAUGCUGUACAUGUUGUUGAGUUUGUCCCUGGGAUGGACACUUGCCAGCACCCAUUGCCGCUACUCCCAUCUCAAGGCCAUCAGUCGGAAACCUGCUGCCAAGGUCGUCGCUGUUCUGGCCGUCCUGCAGGGCAGCUUGUUUCUGUGGGAGCAGUACAACGACAGCUACACACGGACGUACCACGCCCACCGGAGCCGGGCCGGGACUGCCCUGGUGGUGCUGCGGAUCCUGCUGGCCGGCUUGUUUGGCUGGAAUCUCUACACAACGAUUAAAGCUGAAAGAAGCACAUUAAAGCGGGAAUUUUAUAGUACUUUUACAAAAGCUUGCAUGUUGUGGUUCCUGUGCUAUCCGGCCACUGUGACUAUAACGUGGAUAUUUCCUGAAUACCUCCGCUCAAAGCUGGUGCUGAUGGGGGUGUUGCUGAGCCAGUCCCUGGCCGGGGCACUCCUGUACAAACUCUUCCUCUCCAGGAGCCUAUACUGGGAGGUGUCCGCACUCUCCAGCGCCCUGCCACUCCGAUUCGAUAAAACCUUCAGCUUGAAGAUGUAUUCUUGACACCAUGCGGUGUAUGUGGUAUUGUCAGUGUCAAACAACGCAUAUGAAACUUGGACAUGUGAUCUUUUCAUUUUCUUAAUGAUGAAGUUAUUGUUUAACAUUCAGCGACAAUUUGAAACCUCAGAAUACCAUGUGAUAACUUUUCAUUUUCAUGAUGAUCAUGCUUGUUUUAUGUUUUAUGUUUUCAUAAAACAGGUCAAACCCAAAUCCGUCUCCUUGAAACAGUUGAUAAAAUGAAUAAUGCUACCAUAUGGAGUGCAUGAUAUUUGUGACAUUUUCACAUUGAUAUUAGCAAUUCUCAAAGUGGAUUGUCAGAAUACACAUUCUUAAGAACAAUAUAAUAUGGCAAUAUGUCACCCCCUUCUGUAUUCUGCGAUUCCGAGGUCGCUGAGUACUUUGCAGAAAUGCGCACUCUGUGCAGAAAUGUAUCUGUUUUGCAGAAAAUCACAAUUUUCUGCAAAACUCGUGCAGAAUAUUGCAUUGACCUGCUGCAGAAUUAAUUCAAUACACUGCAGAAUUUGAACAUGUGAGUGGAAAGCUGCUUUAAAAUGUGUAAACGGAUAUUUUUUUCUUUUUGAAGGGAAGUUGAAUUUUGUGUUAUUGCCUACCGAAAGUGUAUGUCUGUAUGUUUAUACAAGUGAUCUCGAGAUUCACUUCAAUAAGCUGUACUAGCUGUGGAUAAGUGUAUCACAAAAGUACCUGGUGCAAAACAAAUUCACAAAAACUAAGCUAAAGAUUUGCCAGAAUUUUGUGCAGAAUUUACAAAAAUUGUCUGCAUAAUUUUGAUAUUCUUUUGGCUGUGGAAUACAGCGGGGACUGAUGUGUAUUAUUAUAUACUGCAAAGCUUUCCGCCAUGUUUUGGGGCCUAGAAGAAAGAAAUGCAUGUUGACUCCUUUCAAGGAUGGAUAAUUUACGGCAUUUACUCGAGUUACUGAAAAUUACCCAGAAAUGGUAUUGCCGAAACCUGAGACAAUUCUGUAUCUGUCUGUUAGAACCUCCUGAUGUUAUUGUAGCUAAUACAGUUUGAUAGGUUGACCUGCUUUUGUCUCUAUAUUAUAUGAUAAAACAAUUAUAGACUUUACAUCAUGUCAAUACCUGCUUUUUUGGACCCCUCCAAAAUAUAUCGACCUCAGACUUUGUGAUGUACUGACAUUUGUCCUCGGUCCAUGUUACUUUUUAUGGGUCCAUAAAUAGGUAUUGACCUCAUAUUAAGUCUAUCAUCCUACACUGUAGUGUAUACUAUAACAUCAUCAGAACUAUAACUUGACUUCAAGAAGUUUUUCUGGGGAGUUGACCUCUCAUGUAUUUUGAUACAAGACAUAACAAUGGGUGAUAUAUAGAUAUAUCUUCUAGGAAGAUUUACUUAUCAUUUACCUGUCUCUCAAAAUGAAUCUUGUAAGUCCAUAAAACUAUCAGAAGCGAUGUGACAGUGCGCUAGUGGUUAAAGCGUUUGCUUGUCACACAGGUCGGGUUUCAGAUCUCCACAUGUGUGCAAUGUGUGAAGCCCUUCCUUGCAUCCCCGUCGUGAUAUAACACCCACUCAGCACAAUCCACAGUUCCAAGUUUCCUUGUUGUUUUCAAAAUGCUAGAGCUUCACAUUUCAAUAUUCAUUAAAUCAAAACGUUUUCAAUACAACAAUUUCUGACUGUCCCAAACUCAACUCUUGUAAAAUUUCUUUUAACCCUUCUACGGAGGCUGCCAACCCCCUUCUGGUAUGCGGGGGGUCUACAUAGAGGGUAUAGUGGACACAAAUAAAAUCGUUUUUGGUACGCCGAUUCAAAAUUUAAAAAACAUUUUGGUGUACAUACAUUUUCUGACAUGCUUUUUAGAUUUGUGUGAAGUAGUUUUCAGGAUUCAGGGGUGAAAAUGUAGAUGGUACUUGAGAUUUAGGGGAGUGGGGUUACUACCUCCCUAAGUUUAGCUUGUGACAGCCCAAAUGUACUGUGUAAGAUCGAUUGAUGGAGGAACAGACUGUGCUAUUGGACUCGGUAGCCCUGUGUAUUGUCUACAGAUGGUGCUACAGUUUGUUAUUGGACAGUCAUUGUAUUAUGAUAGGCAGCAAGGAAAAGCUGGUCAGUCUUGUUAUCAGGCAAGUUUCGUAUUCGAAAGACGACCAAGAAAGCUAUGAGGAAUUAAUAAAUAGUUUGUACUCGGUUAUUGAUAUCAUUGCGAGAUCAGCAUGGACAAUCAAUAUGGGGUUAAAUGUGAAUCGAUGCCAAAUUAAGUGUAUGGGGUAUCGUAUCGUGCAACGUUUGCUGAUGAUGCACCAGAGUACCGGUGAAUUGCGACAUUUAUAAUAAUCACUUUAGUAUGUUAAUAUAAUAUUACACAACUUUUAAGUUAAAGACAAGAACAAGUUGUCAGGAUAGCAGUUUACUAUCAAGAUGCAAGUGACUGAUACCAUAUAUCGGUGUAUGGUCUCUGGCCAAGGUGUUCAGUUUAGUGCUACAGUGAAUACACUUUCAGUAAGAUCACAGAGUGUCUGCUUGAUGUAGGAAACAUCCUGAAAUCACUUUGGUAAACCCACAAAAUGACUUUGUUGCUGACAAACCAAAAAACAUAAUCGCAACAAACAACAUUGUUUGUUGUUCCUGGUCCCGGGACUGGUGACAUCAUUCAGCUCAUGGGGGUCAGUUGUCUAAAUUUCCUCAACUAUUGUACAGGGUCUGUUGACCUGGGGUUUGAAUCCCAUAUUUGCCCGAUCUUGGUCUUUGGUUUGUCAAGUAAACGUCUGUGACCUGCAACUCUUCUGACUUUUCCUCCCCCAAUGAGUGAGUGAGUAUGAUUUUACGCCACCUUUAGCAAUAAUCCAGCAACACCAGAAAUGGGCUUCACACAUUGUACCCAUGUGAGGAAUUGAAUUCGGGCCUUGGGCGCGACGAGCAAACGCUUCAACCACUAGGCUACCCGACCGCCCCUCCCACAUGAAACUGACAUGCAGUGUUAUGACAUUAUACAGUGAAAAACAACUCACCCACUCACUCAUUUUCAAGAGGGGGGAUCGAAUCGAGAAUUAAAAAAUCUUAUAAUGAUGAGAUUGAUCACUGACUGAACCCUAUAAACUUACUUAUCGAUGUUGCAGGCAAACCCAAUAUGGCAAACCUACGGAGAUUUAUAUCACUAUGUAUCCAUGCCCCCAGGGCAAGCUUCUUGAUCGUAAAAUGUCUGAGGAUAAUAAUGCAGUGCUGAUAUUAUUUAAUUCUUGAGAGAUGUGUUACAGUGUUAUUCAACUUUAGAACUGCCCCUUUAAUGAUUAAUAGACUUCUUCCAUUGUGAAGUGGAUAGAGCGUCUCAUUAGUUGCAUCAUACCGUAAGACGUUGAAAGAUGGUUCUUAUUGUUGGGAUUUAGGGGAUAAUACAAGGACUGGUUGGCUCAGGGUAUAGUGUAUCUGAAUCGGGUAUCCAUGUUAAACUGUAGCCUAAAAUUUUAUUUAUCUUACAACUGUACUGUGGGCCAUGUGGCCUGAAUUACGAAAUAGACUUGACUUGACUUGUAGCAUGGUAUCUUAAGUGUGCUGGCUCAAUAAAAUCAGCGUCAGUCCAAAGUGAAAAACAUCAGUGAUGAAGAUGGUUUGUAAUCUCAUCAUCGGCUGAGUACAGGGUAUCCUUCCACACAAGUUAUUUAGGGCCAAAUAAGGGAACUGUCUUGAUUCGCUCACCUCAAAUUGCUGCUGCCCAAUGAUUCAAAAUAGAUUAUAUAUCAGUUCUGAAAUUAUGGGUUUUACAUCACAACGUACCGGGGUAGGUAAAAUUCAGACAGCCUAGUGCCAAAAGCUAUUUUGUUAUUUUCAAGAAACCAAGUUAAUUUUUCUUGUAAUUAAUAAGAUCUGUGGACAUAUGAACAUGAUACAGUUAAUUCCUUCUGCCCAACUAGUAAACAUAAAGUUGAUAUGAAACAUAUUUUGUUUACUUGGUUGCAGCCUACAAUAGAUUAUCGGAUUUGUUUGAUGUGGAUAUGGAUGGAAUGUGCAAUUUGUGAACAGUGAAGCAUUUUGAGGUGUAAUCUCCGCUGCCUGCAAUAGGAGUGAGUGAGUGAGUGAGUUUGGUGUUACGUUGCUUUUAGCAAUAUUCCAGCAAUAUCACGGCGGGGGACACCAGAGAUGGGCUUCAAACAUUGUACCCAUGUCAGGAUUCAAACUCGUGUCUUCGGUGUGACGAGCAAACGCUUUAACCACUAGGCUACCCAACCGCCCUGCCCGCAAUAGGAUCUGAAGCCAUUAUUCAUACACCACUGAUGGCCACAUCAUUGCAUCAAGGGGAAUAAUCUGCCUCAGCAGGAGUGGGGAAAUCUUAAAACAACAUUCACUCGACCCAAGAGCAUGUAUACAGCUUACACAUGAAAAUGUGGGAAAAUAAUGUUUCCCAACCAUCCUCAAUUAUCAAGCUUAUUAUUAUAUCCCAUUUUUCCAUUGUAAUGGGGAUGCUGGAUAAUCGAAGACGCACCCAAGAUGAGCUGACAGAUAAAACGGAAUAACUGUUAUUAGGAAAAGAUUUCUCACAAAAUGUGUUAAAAAAUUCAAAAAUAUGUUGUCAGGAACAACAAUAUGGUUUCCCACAAGUGGUGCGAUGCUUUCUUCCUUGAAUGUUAGCAGAUAUAUAUGUCCUUAUCUCACACAUUAUUUGUCAUAUUAUUGUCAUAUCAGUUAAUAUUGGUUGUUAAUUAUUUACUUUGCAUGUUUUCAAACUUUGCAGCAUGUGUUUAUGAUAUUUGUGUUUGAUAUUUAAGAUUUUUAUACAAACAGGUAAUCUAGGUUGUGUUUGCUGGAAAUAUUGAAGCUGUUCAAAAUAUGGUGCAUGGAAGUUCUAAUGUAAGCCUAGACCAGAUAUGGUGUUUGUGUUAUAUUGUGUUUGUUUGUUGUAUGGACAAGUCUUCAAUAUUUUUGCCGAACUGAAAAAAAUGUGUAUUAUUAAUGUUUACCUGUAUCUCAAAGCCUGACAAGUUGAUUAUUUAUUUGUAAGUGAUGUAGUUACCUUCUUGCUUGAUUAUGUUUAGCUGAAGACAAAGCAUCCCCAUGAAGAUUAUAUUCACCUGUUAUCACCUGUGUUAUCAUUAAAUCAUUUAUUGUCAAAAUAUUCUGAGGCUGUUGGUAGACAAUGAGUCCCAUGUUGAGAUUCAAAACAAGGACCAAAUAAAAUUAAUUACAUUUUAUUUUUAUGAUGAAAUUGUCAUUUCAGUUAAAUGAAACAACAUCAGCUACUCCAUUGGGACAAAACAAGGCUCACUAACAAAUAAUCAGUCAUGUUCUUGUAUGGGCCUUGUCAUGUUUUGAUGGUUGCCAUGGCGAGGUCGUAACAGUAGCACCUUCACAGACAUGACUGAUUCUUGCAUGACUAGACCGCCUGAAAUAUUAGUGCUCUUUAAAUAAUUCGUUGGUAGAUGUAUCUAAACUGCACAGUGCCUUGGGGAUUCAAUAAAAAUGUAUUUGAUAAAUAGUUCAUGCUGUUUGCUUAAUAUCUUUGUUUCCCAUCUGCCAAACCAGUAAAACCUGCAUGGUGAUGGAUGGUCAGUACCAGUUACAGCCAAAGGUGUGGAGUUGUGUCCCCUUAGCUUCCAGGAUCUUCUGUUUGUUGGACUUACACUGUGAUCCUUUUUGGUUCACCUACAACCUCGUCCUUGAUUUUUCAGUGUAUCAUACCUUCAUUCUAUAUAUUGAUAAAUAACCUGGACCUGUUUGCUGUCAUUGAUUUGUUUGGGUAGUGUCACCGUCAUCUCCAUCUCUCAUGUCUGGAACAUCUCUCAGAUUGUUUUAAAUCGAUCACCAAUAUUAAGAAUGUGCUCCUGUGUAUUAAGAUGUGACAAAAGUCCUCCACUGUCUGAACUUGGAGGUUUGGAAGGCUAUUCAUUGCGUGUUAUUCGGAUCAUACUCAAAAGGAAGCUAUGGGUCAGGGUGUUAAUAGCUUUUACACAUUAUUCAGCAACUUAAGUACUUGCCCGAAGCCCGAGUCUAGUAAAUUUAUGUUUGGUCUAGUAAAUUCAGCUAUAAUAGUUCAUAUAACAUAUAAAUCUUCUAAAAAUCAUGCCUUGAGCCCCAACAUAUUUAGCACGGAACAUGCCUACGAGGUGGUCCUGCAAUUGUACUUCUAAGCCAAGGAACUUGUUUCAGUUAACAGCUGGUUGUAUAUUCUUUGGGAUGUGUCAAGUGUUGUACCUUAUUGUGUUGCUGUUGAUUGUAAGAUAUUGGUACAUUGAACUUUAAUGACAUAGGAGUUGUAGGUAACAUCAAAUCCCGGCUGUAUUCCUAUGCUGAUGGCCUCCUAUGUAUACCGGUACAUAUUGAUCCACUUUUACAGGCCACCUCCAGGUUCCCAGGGUACAUCAAGUUGAGAACACGUCCGAUGGAUGUGUCCUCUUGUGAAGGUCCUUGUGUACCUGUCCCCAUGUCAACAUCCUAGUGUCAUGCACAUGUCCAUUAAUGGCCCCAUGUCAAAGUCCUAGUGUCAUGCACAUGUUCAUUAAUGGCCCCAUGUCAAAGUCCUAGUAUCAUGCACAUGUCCAUUAAUGGCCCCAUGUCAAAGUCCUAGUGUCAUGCACAUGUCCAUUAAUGGCCCCAUGUCAAAGUCCUAGUGUCAUGCACAUGUCCAUUAAUGGCCCCAUGUCAAAGUCCUAGUGUCAUGCACAUGUCCAUUAAUGGCCCCAUGUCAAAGUCCUAGUGUCAUGCACAUGUCCAUUAAUGGCCCCAUGUCAAAGUCCUAGUGUCAUGCACAUGUCCAUUAAUGGCCCCAUGUCAAAGUCCUAGUGUCAUGCACAUGUCCAUUAAUGGCCCCAUGUCAAAAUCCUAGUGUCAUGCACAUGUCCAUUAAUGGCCCCAUGUAAAUGUCCCAAUGUCUAGGACAUCUAUUGUCCAUUGAAGUUUCCAUGUGAACAGCCUGUUCAACAUCCACACGAUGAUGUUGACAGCCUCAUAUACAUGUCAUCCCCCAUGUCCACAUUUGAUUUCCAUGUCCCCAUGUACUUGUCCUCACAUCCACGUCCUCAUGACCACUUCCCAAUGAGAAUGUCCUCACAAUGUGGCCAUGUACAUGUCUUCACAUCCCCACAUCCUCACCCCAUGUACACAUUGUCUGACAUGACUGACUGCUGUACUGCAGGACUGUUUCCUAUGGUUGUUGCCUGUCUAUAUUUAAAUAGAAAUAAAAAUCUAUUUUACAUGA
Messenger RNA from Haliotis rufescens (red abalone), 8599 nucleotides. RefSeq names its product integral membrane protein GPR180-like. NCBI's taxonomy places the organism in Eukaryota, Metazoa, Mollusca, Gastropoda, Lepetellida, Haliotidae. The transcript is spliced from 9 exons. Gene Ontology annotation, biological process: response to pheromone; G protein-coupled receptor signaling pathway. The coding region runs from base 140 to 1447 and encodes 435 amino acids. The record is from RefSeq and is a predicted model, not a curated record.